Phytophthora nicotianae INRA-310 is the source of this 438-nucleotide messenger RNA. RefSeq lists its product as hypothetical. The coding region runs from base 1 to 438 and encodes 145 amino acids. The transcript is spliced from 2 exons. The record is from RefSeq and is a predicted model, not a curated record. Lineage: Eukaryota; Oomycota; Peronosporomycetes; Peronosporales; Peronosporaceae.
AUGUUUUUCAAGGCCAACAUUGACAAACACUGUGGUGAUAGCACCUACAAGUGGUGGAACCUAGUGGGGCUCAACAAACUGGUUCCUGCCAAAAAAGACUUGACUUACGAAGAAAUUACAGCUGUGCUUAAGAACAUUCAGAGUACGGAAGAGUUUCGGGUCUACAAGCACUUCGCCGCUGACUUUGAUGAGCACAUGAUUAACAUGUUCGGCUCUAGUUAUAAUCGACCUGAAGUAUUUUUCGAUAAGAACGCUACACCGUUGGAAAAGAUGGCGAGAGCACAGAUUUGGGCUAAAACAAACAGAGAAGACCAUCAUGUGAAGGAAUUUUUGGGGCUACUGAGGCCGAGAGGACAGGAGUUGAGCAAGAAUGAGCUGGCCAAGGAUCCGUUUUACCAGCACUACUUGAAGGUCAUGAAGCAGAAAGCAGGAGGUUAG